GGACUAGCUAAAUUGCAGGAGAAACUCCUCCUUAAUUAUCAAAGAUCGAUGAUUAAAAUGCUCAUCGCUUAAAGACAUCAGGGGGAAGAGGGACAUCUGGAGGAGGCAAGGUCUGAAUGUUAAGAUGGCUCUCAUAAAUCCAGCAGCACUUUUGUUAUUAGUGUGCGUGCUAAUCCUCCGUGUUAACUCAUCGGUUGGCGACAAAGCUAGUACUAGCCAUAACAACAAUUCACAUGAAAACGGAACACCAGGUCAUGCCAGUGAUCCGAUACCGGAGCUCAAAGUGGCAAAGUUUGACUUUGCAUAUGUAGCUGGGCCACUGACGAUCAUUGUGUGGAUUUUGAUAGCAAGUUUUGCCAAACUCGUCUUCCAUUUGUCUCACAAGCUGUCUUCGAUUGUACCGGAGUCAUGUUUGGUAAUUGUUCUUGGAAUCAUCAUUGGAGGAAUAAUGAAGGGUAUAGGCAUUCUGGAUACAGUUCCUACCUUCUCAUCACGCACUUUUUUUCUGUUUAUGCUGCCACCAAUUGUUCUUGAGGCUGGUUAUUUUCUUCAGGACAAAGCAUUUUUCAACAAUAUAGGAACAAUCUUGUUGUAUGCUGUUGUGGGAACAAUUUUCAAUACAUUCACUGUAGGUCUGUCAUUGUUUGGGGUAUCAUUUAGAGAUGGGAUGAACUUGACUUUGAUGCAUACAUUGACAUUUGCAGCCCUGAUUGCUGCAGUGGAUCCAGUUGCUGUGCUGGCUGUGUUUGAGGAAAUUCAUGUUAAUGUCAUGCUCUAUAUCUUGGUGUUUGGUGAAUCACUUUUAAAUGAUGCUGUGACUGUAGUUCUAUACCAUCUCUUUGAGGCUUUAGCAGGAUUUGAUGUAGUCUCUUACAAAGAGAUCCUUAUUGGCUUUGCUUCAUUCUUUGUGGUCAGUAUCGGAGGGACAACUCUGGGACUGCUGUGGGGUUUAGCCACAGCAUUUGUAACCAAGUUUACUGAUCAUGUUAGAGUGAUUGAACCCAUCUUUGUGUUUAUCAUGAGUUACCUUUCAUACCUAACAGCAGAACUGUUCCACUUGUCUGGAAUUAUGAGUAUUGUCACAUGUGCUAUUGUCAUGAAGCCUUAUGUUGAACUUAACAUCUCAAGAAAGUCCCAUACAACAAUAAAGUACUUUCUGAAGAUGCUCAGUUCAAGUAGUGAAACUCUAAUCUUUAUGUUCCUUGGAGUGCAAGUGGUUAGCUGGGGUCAUGAAUGGAACACAAAGUUUGUUUUUGUCACCCUGGUAUUUAUCCUUGUUUUCAGGGCCCUAGGGGUGGUCAUCCUCACAUUCCUUGCUAAUAGAUUUGGUCGACUUAAUAAACUUAGUGCUGUAGACCAAUUUAUUAUGAGUUAUGGCGGUAUCAGAGGUGCUGUGUCAUUCUCCUUAGCAGUUUUACUGGACGAACAUCAUUUUCCACAGAAGAACAUGUUUGUCACGACCACAAUUGUUAUCGUCCUUUUCACAGUUUUCUUUCAGGGUAUGACAAUCAAACCUCUUGUGCGGAUUCUUCAUGUGAAACUGAGGGGAAAGGAACAGCUUAGUAUGUGUGUAGAGCUCAAUGAAAAGUUUUUAGACCACCUUGUGGCUGGAAUUGAAGAAAUAAGUGGCCAUCAUGGUCAUGGGUAUUACUGGGAAAUGUUUGAGUAUGCACACACACAUUAUCUGAGAAGGUGGUUAAUACGUGACGGUGAUCGGUUUGUCCAAGAUGAAGACAUUUUGCUGGCCUACAGAAGACUGGCUUAUAAAGAUGCCUUGACACGCUUAGAAAGAGAAGGGAGCGGAUCAGCCAUACAUCCCUCAAAUAUCCCAAUUGAACUGUUGGCAAAGAGUGCGCUUGAAGCGUCAGCCAUCUGUGCAAAGAAACCAAGGGAAACGGCUUAUCAAAACCAGCUUUUAGUGAAUUCGAAACCUAUUCACUUUCAUCAUAAACAUAAACCAAGGCAUCACCACAAACGACACAAGCAUCAUAAGCGACAUGAACAGCCUCCCAAGAAACAACUGUCUGCAAUCUUUGAGGAGGAUGAGGCCGGACGGACUUCUCCAUCAGCUGAAUAUCCAGUAGGUCCCAUUCCCUCGAGCAGCGAGGAUGAAGAGCCUGGUAUAUCUUUUGAGGCAAAGCCAAAGGGCAGAAUAGGACGAUAUCCUUCCUUUGAAAGCAAAGACGCAGGUCCUGGCGAACCACUCCUUAAGAAUGAAAAUAAUGAAGAUGCCAAAGAAAAUGACGACAGUAAACCCACCGAAGAUUCACCGACAGAGCCUGGUAGUGUUCCCUUGGAUUCGUUUGUGGUGCAAGUAGAUAAUGACGAAGGAGAAGAAAAGAUUGCUGAAAGCAAAAUGUAACGACGGAAUUAGGUUUAAUGUAGAAUCUUUCCUUUAAGGUAAAAGUAAAAGAAAAUGAAAUAAGUAUUUUAAGCGCUUACUUAUGACAAGUAACGAAGGUAUAGAAAGUGUGACAACUGGUAAUAACGUCUCGCGUAACGUUUCACGUUACCGAACGAUUCUCUUUAUUUAUUGAAAAGCAUGCGCUGUCUGAUCUAGCAAGUUGAAAGGCAUGGGAAAUGACAAAAUUUCAGCAAACCUAUUCGUGCUAACAAACCUGUGAAAAAAUAAGCUAAACCACGCAUGUUACUGCCCUGAUCAAAGACGGCGAAGAAAAAAAAAUGUUCGCUAAACUGUACACAUUGCAGCUGAUAAAACUCAGUUUUCCUGUUAAUUUUUUGUAUUGGAAAAUUAUUAUCUAGUCUAACUUUCACUUCUAAAAACUUUGAGUUUUGCUGUUUUUGUUCAAUAUUGGUCUUAUGUAGACAAGACAUAUAGGAAUUGAAUUACAUUUCUUUUGGAAGUCAAUAAGUCUUUUUUUUUGUAGUAAAGUUGACAGAAAUGCAAAGGAUAUAAAAGCAUAAGAAUUCUUUUUGUUAUUUUUUAAAAUUUUGUCUUGUUAAUUCUUGUAAAGAAAAGAAAAGUUUUCACAAUGUGGCCUUUAGUUGUCCUUAGCAGUUUAAUUUGCUUAUCAUUUAAAUUUUGCCAGAUAUUUGACUCAAGUUUUACUCAUGUAUAUGCAUAAAAAAAUACACCAAAGUAGACUUUAUUGGCUUUGCAUGAUAAGUUAUUGAAGUGGAAUAUUAGGGAUGUUACUCACUGUGAAUUUGAACCUAGUCAAGUCUUUAUUGCUUUGCAAAUUGGAUCACACAUGGAAGGGUCACAUCAAAAUGAACCAAUCAGGCACAUUAGUAUGAACUACAGUACUUUAAAACCCCAAAAUGGUGAUCAUCAGAGUAUUUAAGGAUUGUUAUUGUAGAAAUGAUGAAUAAGGAAAGAGCCAAUCAGUGGGGAGAAAACUAAACUGCAACACCAACCAUAAUUUGUGGUUUUGAUGAUUUUUUUUUCUCAUGGCCUGAACUUUAACCCCUUAACUCCCAGAAGUGAUUAACAUGAAACUUCUCCCUAUCAUAUUCAUACAUAAUCUGGCAAACAAGUAAUGAGAAUACUCAAAAGUAUCAGGUAGAAGUCUUUAUCCUGAUCAAAUACUUAAUUCUCAUAAAUUAUUUACAAGAAAAUGUUUAGCAGCUAGAGGUGAGAAUUGAUAAUCAGAUCUUGGGAGUUAAAGGGUUAAAAUGAUUGGUUGGUAUACAGUUGACUUGUCAGAACCAAAAAAAGUUUUUGACCAUUUCUGAGUCUCUCAUUAAGUCCCACUGAUCCAUUUUGCAAAACAAUGUAAACUUAAAACUUAAAACCACUCAAUUUUUGAUUGGUGGUUUGCAAUUUAGAGCUGUGUUUGAAUUUCAUUACCUGUAAAUGUUUUUGAAAUAUUAACUAAGCUAGUAAUCAAAGUUUGAAAUUCAACCAGUUCUUUCAUAGACUGUUACUGUUCAUUGAAUUUCACCUUAAAUAUGAAUUUGUUAGGAGAAUUGGGUAAAACUGAGAAGGGGGCAACCCCCAUAAAUUGAUGGGUAACCUGAAGAUACCCAUCAGUAUUAAACUGUUUUAAAGGAAAUAAUCUUAAAAUUGCAGUUGCAUGCUACUUAAUAUUUAAAAACCAGGCAAAUAGUUGGUGAAAAUACAGGUUUAAUGCUAUUUAAUGGUAAAAAUUAGCAGGUUUUUAGUAAGUAGUUGUUGUAAUUAGACGUAGUUAGAUGUAGUAAGAUGUGGUAAUGUUUUUAAAUAAGAUUUAGCUAUUUAUUAACAUGUGGAAAUGCCAGGCAAUUAUUUAGAGUUAAAUUAAUUAUUGAAAUUGUGGAAAUGCCACAUUGAGGUGGUAAAAUGAGACAAUUGCAAGAAGAAGACAUGCACAAUUGUUUACUUUAAGCUAAUAGCUGUUUGCAAUGAAA
Messenger RNA from Pocillopora damicornis (cauliflower coral), 4350 nucleotides. Its product is annotated as Na(+)/H(+) exchanger beta. Gene Ontology annotation, biological process: regulation of intracellular pH; proton transmembrane transport; potassium ion transmembrane transport. Gene Ontology annotation, molecular function: sodium:proton antiporter activity; potassium:proton antiporter activity. The record is from RefSeq and is a predicted model, not a curated record. Lineage: Eukaryota; Metazoa; Cnidaria; Anthozoa; Scleractinia; Pocilloporidae. Gene Ontology annotation, cellular component: plasma membrane.